Molecule: messenger RNA, 1632 nt
Organism: Melanotaenia boesemani (Boeseman's rainbowfish)
Lineage: Eukaryota; Metazoa; Chordata; Actinopteri; Atheriniformes; Melanotaeniidae
Gene: emx1
Product: empty spiracles homeobox 1
Exons: 4
Coding region: 41-757 (238 amino acids)
Biological process (GO): neuron differentiation; regulation of DNA-templated transcription; brain development
Molecular function (GO): DNA-binding transcription factor activity, RNA polymerase II-specific; DNA binding
Source: RefSeq, a predicted model, not a curated record
CCUGAAGGUGACUUAAAAUGCUCGCUAGCAUUUCCACUGGAUGGCAGCAUCUGCACAGAGGACCACAAUCUCCGGGAAGCGCUGCUUCACGAUAGAGUCUCUGGUUGCCAAAGAAAGUCCUCUAACAGCCGAGGAUCCCAUCCGUCCGACGGCUUUGAGUUACUCCAACCCGACGACAGAUGCCUUAAUGAACAGUUACCAGGCUUCUCCGGCCAGGUCUCUUUAUCAAAGCCCGGACCUGGUCUUCCCGGAGACGGUUAACCACCCUUCUCUCACCGUGGCUCCACACCAGCUCGGAAGCUCCCACCUCCAACAUCCGCACUUCUUCGGGACGCAACACCGAGACCCGCUAAACUUCUAUCCGUGGGUCUUACGAAACAGGUUUUUUGGACACAGAUUUCAAGGUAACGACGUGUCCCAGGACAGCCUGCUCCUGCACGGCCCUUUCGCCAGGAAACCCAAACGGAUCCGGACGGCCUUCUCUCCGUCGCAGCUCCUCCGUCUGGAAAGAGCUUUCGAGAAGAACCACUACGUGGUCGGAGCCGAGAGGAAGCAGCUGGCGAAUAGCCUGAGUUUAUCCGAAACGCAGGUGAAGGUGUGGUUCCAAAACCGGAGGACCAAGUACAAGCGACAGAAGCUGGAGGAGGAGGGACCCGAGAGCCAGCAGAAGAAGAAAGGAAAUCAUCACAUCAACAGAUGGCGCAUCGCCACCAAGCAGGCCAGCUCCGAGGACAUAGACGUGACCUCAGAGGACUAAAAAUCUCCCGUGAUGGUGCCCUAACCCCCGGCGUCCCCUUCUGACGCACCAGAGGACCAACACUAUUUAUUGUGUAAUAUUGUUAAAUGUAAUUAGACACAUUUAGAGGACGACUCCAGGACUAAUAUAUGUGAUCACAUCUUCAUCAAGGUGCUCCACCCAGUGACAGCCAUCCUGAAUGUCUGUGGACGCAGAAAGAUGCUAAAAUAAUCAUCUUUGGUUUGUGUGAAAGCCAGAGAUGAAGGGAAACGUCAGCCUCCACCAUAGUGCUUGUUUUUUAUUAUCAAUAUUAUCAUUUUUGUACAUAGGCCACUAAUGGAGGUUGUUUUUAAAAGAGUACUUGUUUCAUCAAAGAUUUUUUUUUUUAAAUAGGUCAUUAACACUUCAUUACUCACCUCAUCCACCCCGCCACCUGUGCACCACAUUAAUUCAAAUUUCUCCUUAAUGACAAGAUGUGUUGACUCACACUUUCAAUCUGCCCAGCGAAUAUGAUCACAACCAGACAGAAAAACACAUCAGGAGAUGAUCUGAUGUGGCUCUCUGCAUGAUUUUCUUUUUUUUUGGUGUCGUGACUUGAGAGCCUUUCAAAGGCUUUUGCUUAAGAGGAUUCUUCAGAGAGACGACUCAAGACCAUUUGUGUAUGACUCCAGGACAGAUGAGAAGCUGCAGAGACCUCCAAUGUGAAGGUCCCGUCAGACAAGCAGCACCUUCUGCCAUGCUAGACUGGUCAGUGUGGGUGAUGGAUGACGUCUGUUUGCUGACUGCAGAAUUCUGUAGGCACUGUGUGUAGAAUAAAGCAUAUUUAAAACACACUUUUCAAAAAGAACAUGUAAUUGCAAAGAGAUGAUUUAGAAAUAAAAGAAAGAGUUAUUUCU